Molecule: messenger RNA, 2594 nt
Organism: Phaeodactylum tricornutum CCAP 1055/1
Lineage: Eukaryota; Bacillariophyta; Bacillariophyceae; Surirellales; Neidiaceae
Exons: 3
Coding region: 169-2571 (800 amino acids)
Biological process (GO): chlorophyll biosynthetic process
Molecular function (GO): magnesium chelatase activity; ATP binding; ATP hydrolysis activity
Source: RefSeq, a predicted model, not a curated record
GUUGAAAGACUGUGCCUGUGCGUUCAUCAAGGAACCACUGCCCAGAUCGAAGUCCCCCUGGCGCAAACGAAAGCCCCUUCAUCAAUCAACCAGCUGGUUGACGUACACGAAAGAAUUGGAAAGGAAACUCACGAGACCGGGUAGUUUUCGUGGUCUGACGGCCGAACAAUGGUUUCAUCCUCCAAAUCAACAUGGAUGAUGGCGGGGGCUUGCCUUAUUUUGAUGGCAUUUCAGGUCCAAUCAUUUACGUUCGUUCCGGCAACACGAGCAACAUCGACAGUCAAACGGGUUGCCCCGGCCUUUAUGAGUGCCGUCGCUGACGACAAAUCGGAAACAUCCGAGACGGAAGCGGCGGCACGCGCUCGUCUCGUCAUGGAAGCCGAGGCCGCCAUGAAUGGUGGCAGUAGUAAGAUUGGCAUCAAAGACACCAAACUUAUGGAUCUGGGUGGUAGGCCGUUUCCGUUGUCCAUGAUUGUUGGUCAGGAUUCCAUCAAACAGGCCUUGUUGCUAUCGGCAAUUAAUAAUCGUAUGGGUGGGGUAGUAAUUUCGGGAGGCAAGGGGACUUCGAAGUCUGUCAUGGCCAGAGCUCUGCAUCAACUGCUACCUCCGAUUGAAAUCCUUAAGGAUUCUGCCUUCAAUAUUGACCCCGAAGGUGAAUUUGGACUCGAUGAUUUCACUCGUACUGAAAUCGACAAUGGCGGCACUCCGUUGGCGGACCGCGAGACGGAAAUCAUUCCGUGUCCCUUCGUGCAAGUUCCGCUUAACGUGAUGGAAGAUCGUUUGAUAGGAAGUGCCGAUUUGGAAGAAAGUGUCAAAUCGGGCAAGACGGUUUUUGCUCCUGGCUUGUUGGCAAAGGCACAUCGAGGAGUUCUCUACGUCGACGAUAUCAAUCUCCUCGACGAAGAAACAGCCAAUAUCCUGUUGAACGUUGUCUCCGACGGAUAUGUCCUUGUUGAGCGUGAGGGUAUAUCACUGCGAUACCCUUGCCGUCCGUUAUUGAUUGCUACCUUCAACCCGGACGAGGGAGAACUCCGUGACCACUUGCUUGAUCGCAUCGCAAUUGCGCUUUCGACCAACGCUGAUCGCUUGGAUAUUGGACAGCGCGUAGACGCCGUCGAAAGUGUACUAGAUUUCGCUAGUUCCGGAAAACAAAAGACCGACAAGGCAGAAGUUGCUCUGCAGGAGGCUAUCGACAACGAGGACGAUCUCAAAACAGCCAUCGUUUUUGCUCACGAAUACAUCAAGGACCUGAAGGUUGCGCCUUCGCAGAUGCAGUACUUGUGUGAAGAGGCCAUCCGCGCCGGGUGCCAGGGACAUCGUGCUGAAAUUUUUGCCUGUGAAGUGGCUCGUGCGAGUGCCGCACUGGAAGGUCGCCAGGUAACUAGUGAGGAUCUGCGUCUGGCUGUCAAGCUUGCGAUUGCUCCCCGUGGAACCUUUAUAAAUACACCGAUGGAUCCGGACGAGAUGAUGCCCCCGCCACCGCCACCUCCGCCGCCGCCACCGCAAAUGGACGACCAAAGUCAGGAUCAGGAUGAAGACCAGGAAGAUGACGAUGAACAACCGGAUGAAAAAGAAGACGAGGAGGAAGACGAAGAUCGCGAAGAUGAAGCCCCUGAUGUACCGGAAGUACCACAAGAGUUCAUGUUCGACAUUGAUGCGACCCCAAUGGACCCAGAUCUCAUUGACUUUACUAGUCGGGAACGUAGCGGCAAGGGAGGAGGCCGUGGUCUCAUUUUUUCGCAGGACCGUGGCCGUUACAUCAAGCCCAUGUUACCGAAGGGCAAGGUAAUUCGUCUGGCUGUUGACGCAACUCUCCGUGCGUCUGCUCCUUACCAAAAGUCACGUCGUGAGCGCGCGGUUGGUACCUCAAAGGAGGGGCGUGGGGUCCACAUUCAACAGUCGGACGUGCGCAUCAAGAAGAUGGCACGUAAGGCAGGUUCAUUGAUUAUCUUUGUCGUGGACGCUUCCGGAUCGAUGGCUCUCAACCGCAUGAAUGCCGCUAAGGGCGCGGCCGUCAGUCUCCUGACGGAGGCAUACCAAAGCCGUGACAAAAUCUCACUCAUUCCCUUCCAGGGAGAAAUGGCCGAUGUUCUGCUACCUCCCACGAAAUCCAUCACCAUGGCUCGGCAACGGCUCGAACAAAUGCCUUGUGGAGGAGGCUCUCCACUAGCUCACGCACUGCAAUUGGCAACGCUCACCGGUAUUAACGCCCAGAAGAGUGGGGACGUCGGUAAGGUUGUGGUCGUAUUGAUUUCCGACGGUCGAGCGAACGUUCCCCUUUGUGUGUCCAUGGGCGAAGAAUUCGACCCAGAAUCAGACGAGGAUUCCAAGGAUGGCAAGCCCAGUCGAAGUUAUUUGAAGGACGAAGUAUUGGCGUGUGCCAAGCGACUGGGAUCCCAAGGAGGCUUCAACUUGCUUUGUAUUGAUACGGAAAACAAGUUCAUUUCGACCGGUUUGGCCAAGGAAAUUGCCGAUGCCGCUUUGGGCAAGUAUCACCAGAUUACCAAAGCCGAUGGGAAAGCGAUCGCCAGCGUGACAAGCCAAGCGCUGAACCAGAUUAAAUCCAAGUAAAGAUUUGACCAAAUUGUCGUCGU